This is a messenger RNA of Danio rerio (zebrafish), 1964 nucleotides long. It is a transcript of the gene mettl3, whose product is annotated as methyltransferase like 3. NCBI's taxonomy places the organism in Eukaryota, Metazoa, Chordata, Actinopteri, Cypriniformes, Danionidae. Gene Ontology annotation, molecular function: mRNA (2'-O-methyladenosine-N6-)-methyltransferase activity; mRNA m(6)A methyltransferase activity; RNA binding. The record is from RefSeq and is marked provisional. Gene Ontology annotation, cellular component: nucleus; nuclear speck; cytoplasm.
GUCACUCAGCGUUAGUUUGCUAGAUGUAAUCUAAACUUCAUAAAACCCCUGUUUAAUCAGUACUGUUUGUUUAUUUGCUGUUUAGCUCGUUUAAUUUAAGCCAUGUCGGACACAUGGAGUCACAUCCAGGCGCACAAAAAGCAGCUGGAUUCACUACGAGAGAGGCUGCAGAGGAGAAGAAAAGACCCAACUCAACUGGGCACUGAGGUUGGAAGUGUUGAGAGUGGAUCUGCAAGAAGUGACAGCCCGGGACCAGCAAUUCAGAGUCCUCCACAAGUAGAAGUUGAGCAUCCUCCAGACCCAGAGCUAGAGAAGAGGCUGCUGGGAUACCUCUCUGAACUGAGCCUUUCCCUGCCAACUGAUUCCCUAACGAUCACCAACCAGCUAAAUACAUCUGAGUCUCCAGUUUCCCAUUCCUGCAUUCAAAGUCUCCUUCUUAAAUUUUCUGCUCAAGAGCUUAUUGAAGUUCGGCAGCCAUCCAUCACCUCCUCUUCGUCCUCCACCCUCGUCACGUCAGUCGACCAUACCAAACUAUGGGCUAUGAUUGGCAGCGCAGGCCAGUCACAGAGAACUGCCGUUAAAAGGAAAGCAGACGACAUCACUCAUCAAAAAAGAGCCCUGGGCUCCUCCCCUUCGAUUCAAGCACCGCCUUCUCCUCCAAGGAAAUCCUCAGUCUCAUUGGCUACUGCCUCAAUCUCGCAACUCACUGCAUCCUCUGGGGGAGGAGGGGGUGGAGCUGAUAAAAAGGGGCGGAGCAAUAAGGUGCAAGCAUCUCACCUGGAUAUGGAGAUUGAAAGUCUACUGAGCCAGCAAUCCACUAAGGAACAGCAAAGCAAAAAGGUGAGCCAAGAGAUCCUAGAGCUGCUGAAUACCAGUUCAGCAAAAGAACAGUCGAUUGUGGAGAAGUUUCGCUCACGAGGCAGAGCUCAAGUUCAGGAGUUCUGUGAUUAUGGAACCAAAGAAGAGUGUGUGCAGUCGGGGGACACUCCUCAGCCCUGCACCAAGCUGCACUUCAGGCGAAUCAUCAACAAACACACAGAUGAGAGCCUUGGCGACUGCUCCUUUCUAAACACUUGCUUCCACAUGGACACCUGUAAAUAUGUGCACUAUGAGAUUGACAGUCCUCCUGAAGCAGAGGGAGAUGCACUGGGGCCACAGGCAGGGGCAGCUGAGCUUGGGCUGCACUCUACUGUGGGAGACAGCAAUGUGGGCAAGCUGUUUCCUUCCCAGUGGAUUUGCUGUGACAUUCGUUAUCUGGAUGUGUCCAUCCUGGGGAAGUUUGCAGUGGUGAUGGCUGACCCGCCGUGGGAUAUUCACAUGGAGCUUCCCUACGGAACACUCACAGAUGACGAGAUGAGGAAGCUCAACAUUCCUAUUCUGCAGGACGACGGUUUCCUCUUCCUCUGGGUGACAGGAAGGGCUAUGGAGCUAGGCAGAGAGUGUUUAAGCUUAUGGGGCUAUGAUCGUGUAGAUGAAAUUAUCUGGGUGAAAACCAACCAGCUCCAGAGAAUCAUUCGUACUGGAAGGACUGGACAUUGGCUGAAUCAUGGCAAAGAGCAUUGCUUGGUUGGAGUGAAAGGAAACCCACAAGGAUUUAAUCGAGGCCUUGACUGUGAUGUUAUAGUGGCAGAGGUCCGUUCCACUAGCCAUAAACCAGAUGAGAUCUAUGGAAUGAUUGAGCGCCUGUCUCCAGGCACACGAAAGAUUGAAUUGUUUGGCAGGCCACACAAUGUACAACCUAACUGGAUAACUCUUGGUAAUCAGCUGGACGGCAUUCACCUUUUAGAUCCGGAAGUUGUUGCUCGUUUUAAGAAACGCUACCCUGAUGGAGUCAUUUCUAAGCCUAAAAACAUGUAAGAACUGGGCUAGUGGGAGAACACACUGUUGGUUAAACUCAAGACUUAUUGAUGCUUUCUAGUUACUUUUGUACUACAUUUCUUUUGUAAUAAAAUCGAUGAAACACA